AUAAAACGCUAUGUGCGUGUGUUUAUGUGUGUGUGUGUGUUUCUAUGUGCUAUUCAAGAAAGCCCCAAAAAUGAUUCUGUAUAUCUAGGAACGAACAGAUGCAGACUAGCUUUAGGCUUUUCUGCCACGUGCACGCCACCGAGCACCGUACACCACCGUAAUCGUUGCUGAUUACGUUAAAACUCGCAUGGCAUAAUGCUUGCUUUUUGAUUGGUCAACUAUAAGCUUUGUUUUUGUACGCCAAGCCAAGUUAUCAUGUGUCCAAAGCUUAAUGACGUAGGUCAUUAUUUGUGUUAUUGAACGUGUUAACAGUAACUAGCUAGCCUACACUGUCAACAGGUUCACCCUGUAGUGAUGCAUCAAAACAAUACCGUCCAAUCAGCGUAAUGAAGUUGGUAACAUUGGUGUCAGCAGAAGAGACCUAUUUUUAACUGUAGAAAGCUCCUCGCCUCAGGUUAUAUAGGCUGGUCCUCAGACCAGAGAGAGCUGUCUCCAUCUCCAAAGGGACACAGUAGACCAGUUUGUCCACAGCGAAGUGAUGGAUGUCGGAGCCAGGGACGGCGAGGGACCGCUGCUGCGCAACAUCUGAUCGCCAGCCAAGGGAGGGGCAUUCACUCCGAACCUAAUCCCAGAUGCAACAUCCAGCCUUUCAGCAAAACCCAAAUCUCUACGGACCGUUGCGAUAUGAAGUAGAUAUCACGCGCAUAAGAGCGAGGGGAGGAGGGGGGCAGGCACAGGCUGGACCGCAGCUGCUCCGCUUUCGCAAAGUUCUCCUCGUUGACACCGGGGUGAGAAAGAAAUAGAACAUACAGAAGAGAGAGCGAGGAGUCCGGUUGAGUGAAAGGGACAUUUUCCUAGAGGCUACCAGUGUUUGGGGCAACACAGCGCAUAUAUAUAUAGAGAGAGCCCCCUCUCCAGCUCUCCUCUCCGUCACUUUCGAGCUCUUUUCAGACCUACGAGGAGCAUAAUGGCGAAAAUGAGGGUGUCAUACGAGUACUCGGAGGCGGAGGAUAAGAGUAUCCGACUAGGACUGUUCCUCAUCGUCUGUGGCAUCCUGUCCCUCUUUAUCCUCGGGUUCUGCUGGCUCAGUCCAACUCUACAGAGCAUGCAGAGCAAACCGGCCAACUGCACGGUGGUGUCCGUGCUCAGACCGGAGGAGAUGUUCGAGUGCGUGUUCACGUGCGGGUCGGACUGCAAGGGGACCUCGCUGUAUCCGUGUCUGCAGAUAUUCGUCAAUAAUUCCCAGUCGAACUCCGUGGCUCUGCUGCACUUUGAUGAACAGCAACUGGUGCUGAACCCAAAGUGCUCGUACGUUCCUCCAUGUGAGAGGGACAACCAGAAGAACAAGGACAAUGUUCUGUGGUGGGAGGACUACUGGACUAAAGAGGUCAGCUCCCAAUCCUUCACCUGUUUCUUCAACCAGCAGAGAAGGCCUGACGACGUACUGUGGCGGCGCUCCCACGAUGCCAGCGUCCUCCUCCACUGCGUCCUGUGGCCCAUGGUGAGCCUGCUGGUGGGCACCCUCAUCGUCCUUCUCACCGUGUGCGCCCGCAGCCUGGCCGUGCGCGCCGAGGCCAUCCAAAAGAGGAAGUGCUCGUACGAGCCGGCAGGCAACUCAGAGCAGGGCAAGACGCCGCCCAACACCAACACCGCCUCCUUCCGGACCCUGCCGAUGUUCGCUGUCCCUGUCCGACGCAGAGACCGGGAACAGGAACACUAGAUGGAUGGAUGGAUGGAUGGAUGAUGACUGUGGUCUCAGUGGUGGCUGUUGUGUGAUGAGGACCUCAUAAAAGCGUGGAAUGUUUGCACUUCCAAUUAUGACUGUUCUGAACACUCUCAUUCCGCUGGACUUGACUGGACUCGAGGCUCAUGCACCAGAAAUGCUUGUCUGUCUUGUCUUGGUGUGUUUGCCUACUUGUGUAAGAGCCAUUUUGUCAGUUCAACUCUCAGCUGGUGGGGGCCUUUUCUAAUGCUAUGUGUAUUACAAUGUGUUGGUUAUGUCUAUGAAGAAGAAAAAAUCCAAAAAGGACAAUGCCGCUUUCUGUCACUGGUCAUGUUUUGGACAGGUCUGUGUUACGUGUUGAGCCUCUGUGUCUCUGUGCUGAUUGUAAUGUUGUUUGCGUUUACUUCACUAGCUGAGCUCGGUCUCAAAGUUCAGAGUUCACUGACUUACAAACAGGAAAUGUCUGUGACCUUUGAACGCUCUUUAACUAGACUCUUCAUUACAAACCCCUGGUCGUAUGAAAGGAGGGAUUGUGAGGGCGUCCCGGCCAGGACCACCUGAGAAGAAUCUUCAACACCAGUUACACAAAAUGUCAAUGCUUUGUUUAGAGAGAAUGUGGUGAAAGGAAUUCUGGGAGAGUCCUUCUAAUCCCUGGGACUACAGAGCCAGAAGCAGACCUUGGUCUGAUCACCCUCAGCAUGAUGUACUGUCUUCUUCUCUGGGUGGUAUUAGGAAGUGUUUAAAUGCCUAUCUCACUGUUACUGUUCUUGAACACCCCGGGCCAGGAUUUAAACAAAUCGCAACAAUGCGUAUAUUACUUUUAAAGGCAUAUUGCGGUUUGUUUUGAUCCGGUUCCCCCUCUCUCCUCUCUGUACCACCUGCCUUUUACUAAACCUGUUUCUAACAAGGCUUCUUUAAGGCAUCUGUCCAACUACAGCCAACCCAACCGCCAUGGAUGGAAUAUGUCUGUUGUUCGUUUUCAGUUGGUUGCCGCAGGACAUGUUUGAACCUAUUUUGUCCCGAUUCAAUAUGUAGAAUGGGCCACGGACAGUUGGUCUGGGUUCGGGACAAAACUUGGGAUAGGUAGUUUGUCUGUGGUUGGAUAGAUGUGCAGAUGCCUUGACUGUAGCAACUUCCUCUGCAGUCUGUCUUCUGUCUUACCUUCUGUCAGUUAGUGGUUUUAGUUUUUUUACGAUGCAAAUUGAAUGGUUUUCUUACCACAGUAGCAGACUUUUGCACCGUUUUGAAUAGUUUGUCGUCUGUAUGUGUUACCGUAAGCUCUCCGAUUGGUUUGAACAGUUAGUACCUCCAGUUAGUGUUUUCCAUCGAUUGGAUAAAAAAAAGAAAGCUGAUCUGACUAAAAAUCGUUAGACCUACCUACCUUGCUCCAAGAAAAGGUUUGCUCUCUCAAUUGCAUUAAUCGGACGUACAGAAGUUUUUACUUGUGUAUUUUCUACAAAAGAAGUAGCUAAGACAUUGUUGUCCUUUGCUAAAAGAUGAAUGAUAUUUCAUACAUAAAGCCAUAUGCUGAACAUGUGAUUGCAGUAAGAGACAGCUCUAGGGGAGGUCAUGUUUCUCAGUCCUCUUAGAAUAGGAGCUGUAACAGUUGUACUAAACAAACAUAUUUUGUGUUGGAAAGAGAAUGUUUUUUAAAAAGCCAAUCCAUUAAAACGUCUGCUGCAUAAUGAUGA
Molecule: messenger RNA, 3414 nt
Organism: Salmo salar (Atlantic salmon)
Lineage: Eukaryota; Metazoa; Chordata; Actinopteri; Salmoniformes; Salmonidae
Source: RefSeq, a predicted model, not a curated record